This is a messenger RNA of Brettanomyces nanus, 4692 nucleotides long. RefSeq lists its product as uncharacterized. Gene Ontology annotation, molecular function: DNA-directed DNA polymerase activity; nucleotide binding; DNA binding. NCBI's taxonomy places the organism in Eukaryota, Fungi, Ascomycota, Pichiomycetes, Pichiales, Pichiaceae. The transcript has a single exon. The record is from RefSeq and is a predicted model, not a curated record. Gene Ontology annotation, biological process: double-strand break repair via homologous recombination; error-prone translesion synthesis. Gene Ontology annotation, cellular component: nucleus; zeta DNA polymerase complex. The coding region runs from base 1 to 4692 and encodes 1563 amino acids.
AUGAGCACCAGUUUUGCUUCCUCCUCCUUUGAUAUCUCAUCCAUCGACUCCAGUCAGCUCAAAAUCCAAAUCAUUGCCUAUGAUUCUUAUCAGUGCUUACCUUCAUCUCUCGAUAAGACCCAGUUCUCCCUAAACGGUAUAUGUGAUAAGACCACUACUACUUUUCCACACGUUCCCAUAAUAAGAGUCUUUGGAAAAUUACCCACUGGCCAUACUUGUCUUCUGCAUAUUCAUAACGUUUUCCCUUAUAUAUACAUUCCCUUUACAGGCUCUUCACCGAAGAAUACUGAUGAUCUUAACAAACAGCUUAUAAGAUUUAAAGAUGAGAUAGAGUGGAGAUUGUCCAGUUCAUAUAGACGUGACGAUACAGAAGCUGCUGAAAAGGGCCAGAACAGGCAGAACAGGCCGCCUACUGCUUCAUCUGGAUGCUUUUUGGCUGAUCUAUCCAUCGUUAAAGGUGUCCCGUUUUAUAACUAUGCCGUUGGAUUUACUCCAUUCAUCAAAAUUAGUCUUCUUAGUUCCAGAUAUGUCGCCCGACUUAGUCGUCUUUUGAGUGAUGGUGUCAUAUUCUCUCGUAAGAUUCAGCCAUUUGAAUCUCAUAUCCCCUAUACCUUCCAAUUCUUGCUGGAUUACAACUGUUAUAGUUGCAGUUGGCUCUCAUUAUCCAAGUUUUACUGGAGAUAUCCGUUGAUUCAGCUCAAGAACAGGGAGGAUUAUCAGACCUACUUUGAUACAGAUUUUUGUAGAUUUAACAAGGCCAAGAUUAACGGUGAUCUAAUCAAGUUCAUAUCUGCCUACAUGAAUACUUUGGUCAGACCAAACUAUGUGAAUGUGCUUGACCCAGAAGAGUUUCCCAGAAUGGGUAGAUCUCUUUUGGAAUUAGAUACUUCAGCAUCCUGGAUCAUUAAUAGAAACGAAUUGCAAGAAAGGGUCAUUCAUGACAGACUUAUUGAGACUCCCAGUUCCUUGACCGCUGAAAAGUACAUCAAUUCUACGAGAGCGUUACUAUCAGAUGUGAAAUUUCAGAGAAGGCAGAGGAAUUUACCCAAUGAUCCUAAAUUAAAGCUCUUUGACAAUACACAAGAGCGUGCAUUCAGCGGUGAGAAGUGGGUAGAGAUCGAUGAAUUGAAAGAUCUACUUCAAUACUGUUCCAAGCUAUCUGAAGACUCUUUUUAUGGGCACCAUGGUCGUGAUAAAAAAUUGGAUGCCGAGAGUGUAGUUUCUCAGUAUCCAUGGCUAUACGAUUAUCCUACAAGUUUCAAAAGCGUUGAUAAAUUACAAUAUGAGCCGAAUACAUUGACUUUAGACUUGAUGAAGGCAUCAAGCAGUCUAACGGCAGCCAAUUUUCUAUCUCAGGAUGGAUUUGUAGGCAGUCGUCCCUCUCAACCCUUUCAACUCUCUCAACUGGGUGAAAAUAUUCUUGAUUCUGUCAUUGUGGAUGACUUGGAGGGAGAUCCAGAGGGAGAUCCAGAAGAUCCAGCAGAUCCAGAAGAUCCAGAAGAUCCAGAAGCAUCUCACACUCAUAUGGAUGCAGAAGAAGGAAAAGAUAUAUCUAUAAACGAUAUGAAUACGUCAUUAUACCAAGCGCUUGAGGAAGAUAAACUGGUUGAUGCUGAGGAUACCGAUCUGCAUAUUUUUGAAGAAACACAGACUCAAAAAGGACAUAUUGAUAGCUCUUUUCAUCAGAUGUUACCUCCAUUUUCUCAAAUUUCCAUUGGCCCCAGUCAGGGCUUCAAUAUUUAUUCCUUAUUUAAUGAUAUGGAGCAUCAAGAGAACCUUUUUGUACCUAAGACGGAAGCUCCUAGAUACAAUACAAACGAUGACUUUAUGAAUAGCUUUGACAAUGACUAUGGAAUGCUGAAGAUCAAUUAUACUGGUCCCUUCUUCUCUAAAAGAGAUAACUACGACUCCACACCGUUCUAUUUUGCUGGUAAGAAGUUUCAGCUUGAUUGCUUGGAUAUUCAAGGACUUCCGCCGUACGAAUCGGUAGGUACUAUUACCUCUAACGAGGUGUCCUUUGAUACUCGGUAUAACAUACAAAGCAUCUGGUCAUACUCCAAGCAUCCUCCUCAAUACAAAGACAUAGAACACUGGUGUUUGAAUAAAAGCUCAGAUGUGAAAUCGCAGCUACUUGACUCUGAAAUAGAGCCAGUGACUCAGAAACUUCAAGCAUACAAGUAUUCAUCGGCCGAAACUCCUGUGGAAAGAAAGAAUACAAAUUAUUCUAAGCUGGUUAUGCUUACAAUUGAAAUUCAUGUCAACACGAGAGAAAACCUCGAACCUGACCCCGAUAAGGACUCUGUUGCUGCCAUAUUUUGGCACUUUGAUAGGGACAAUAGUCUUAAUCCGCUCAACAUAGAGGAUUUGGGAGUGUUUGUGGUGGAUGAUACAACAAAUAUUGCUUGGGAUCAUCUUAUUGGAAUACCUGUGAGCUCUUUCGAGGACGAGGAAAGCAUGAUUGCAGGAUUAGUAGGAUUAGUGGAACUUGUAGAUCCUGAUAUUCUUGGUGGAUAUGAAAUACAUAGCUCAUCUUGGGGAUAUAUCAUCGAGCGAUUCAAGAAGGUUUAUGAUGUGGAUCUUCCUGUUCGUUUUUCCCGAGUUGCUUGUAAACACAACAAUAAAGCUGCAGAUUCAUGGGGAUAUAGACAUGCUUCUGGUAUCCGUAUUACUGGUCGCCACAUGCUUAAUUUUUGGCGAACAUUGAGAGGCGAGCUUAGAUUAGGCAAUUACUCUCUUGAGAAUGCAGUAUUCCAAGUACUUCAUCGUCGUAUACCUCAUUUCAGCCCCAAAGUAUUGACCAAGUGGUACUGUGAUGAUAAGAAGGGACUUUUGUCGUGUGCCCUAUCUUAUUAUGUUGAGAGAUUGAGAUUGGAGGUUCGGCUUGUUGAGCAAUUGGAAAUCAUUGAGAAAGUCAUAGAACAGUCAAGAUUAUUAGGAAUCGACUUCAACUCCAUUAUAUACAGAGGUUCGCAGUUUAAAGUGGAAAGUUUGCUUGUUCGUCUAGCCAAAGCAGAGGACUAUAUUCUUGUUUCACCUUCAAGGAAGCAGGUAUUUAACCAGGAUCCUCUCCAGUGCAUUCCAUUGAUCCUUGAGCCAGAAAGUGCAUUGUACAAGAGUCCAUUGGUUGUUCUAGACUUUCAGUCACUUUAUCCGUCCGUUCUUAUCGCUUACAAUUACUGUUUCUCUACCCUGUUAGGACGAUUGAGGGGAUUCAACCCCAAAAGAAACCAAAAGCUAGGAGUUAUCACUCAAAAAUUACCCGAGGGCCUCUUGAAAUGUCUACAAGAGAGUGUCACGCUCUCUCCUAAUGGUUUGAUGUUUACAAAACCAUCUGUCCGUAAAUCUUUGAUGGCCAAAAUGCUCACAGAGAUCUUAGAUGCCAGAAUAUUGGUAAAAGAUACCAUGAGGCAGCUUCGUGACGACCGGGAAUUGAACAAGUUGUACAACAACAGGCAGUUAGCAUUGAAAAUGAUAGCCAAUGUUACAUAUGGUUAUGCAUCGGCCACUUUUUCCGGAAGAAUGCCUCAUUCGGCUCUUGCAGAUGCUAUCGUCUCUUCGGGUAGAGAGACAUUACUAAGAGCCAUCUCAGAAAUUGAGGGCAAUCCCAAAUGGGGUGCAAAAGUAGUCUACGGUGAUACAGAUUCUCUAUUCAUUUAUUUGCCAGGAAAGACACGGAAGGAUGCAUUUAAAUUGGGAAAAGAGAUGGCCGCUCAUAUUACCGAUAUCAAUCCUGCUCCUAUCAAGUUGAAGUUUGAGAAGGUGUACCACCCGUGCAUUUUGGUGAGUAAAAAAAGGUACAUUGGAUGGAAAUAUGAAUACGAAGAGCAGGAAACUCCUGACUUUGAUGCCAAAGGAAUCGAAACCGUCAGAAGGGAUGGCAUUCCUGCCCAACAGAAGAUUGUUGAGAAGGCUAUAAACAUUCUUUUUGAGACUAUGGAUGUCUCCAAAGUGAAGUCGUAUGUGUUGGACCAAUUUACUAAGAUUAUAAGAAAUAAGGUGAACUUGAAAGACUUUCUUUUCGCCAAAGAAGUCCGUGUUGGUACCUACAAAAACGAAGCUUACAUUCCUCCUGGAGCCCGAGUCAGCAUGGAAAAGAUGGCCAAGGAUCAUAGAGCAGAGCCCCAGUAUAAAGAAAGGGUAUUCUAUGUAGUCAAGAAGGGUAACAACGAUCAACCUUUGAGAGAGAGAUGUAUGUCACCCUCUGAUUUCCUGAAUGAUGAAACUGCAGAGUUGGAUACCGAAUACUACAUCAAUAAAGUUCUUAUUCCUCCCUUAGAAAGAAUAUUCAAUUUGGCUGGAAUCGACGUGAGGAGGUGGUACAACGAGAUGCCUAAAUACAUAUCCUACGGAGAUGUUGAAUUGAGGAAUUUGAAUGUCCGAACAACAUCAUGCAUUUGCUGUAAUGAUCCAGUGAAUAGAACGAAUGAUUUACUAUGCGAUCAAUGCAACAAGAACAAGGCUCAAACCAUGUUGGAGCUGAAAUCCAGACUCAAAUUCCAAGAGUCGCAUCUUAGAGAUAUCUGUACGAUCUGCGAUGCUUGCACCCGAAGAACCGUGAACAGUAACAGUAUCCGGCCUAGUGAGUAUUUGGCCUGCGAUAGUAAAGACUGUUCCGUAUUUUUUGACAGACAGAAGGCCUUUCGGCAGGUACAUAGCUCACGCAAUCAGUUCAGCCAACUACCUGACUGGUAG